Molecule: messenger RNA, 1206 nt
Organism: Camarhynchus parvulus
Lineage: Eukaryota; Metazoa; Chordata; Aves; Passeriformes; Thraupidae
Gene: SKA2
Product: spindle and kinetochore associated complex subunit 2
Exons: 7
Coding region: 186-872 (228 amino acids)
Biological process (GO): cell division; chromosome segregation; mitotic cell cycle
Cellular component (GO): spindle microtubule; outer kinetochore
Molecular function (GO): microtubule binding
Source: RefSeq, a predicted model, not a curated record
GGCCGUACCUCGGAGCGGGUUUACAUUCUCCGCGGGCCAAUGGCGAGCGCGCCCCGCGAGGCGCCAGCCAAUGGGAGGCGCGCGGCGAGUGACAGCUGGCCAAUGGGCGCCGCCGACUCUCCCGUGCCGCGGCGCGGGGGGUGGGGAUCUCCCCGCCGCCGCCUGAGGAAUGUCAACUAUUCAACAUGGAGACGGCGGUUACCAGGCUCGAGACCCUGUUCCAGAAAGCAGAAUCUGAUCUGGAUUAUAUUCAGCGCAGAGUGGAGUUUGAAAUAAUGAAAAGUCUUCCUGAUGAUACAGCAGCAGAGGAGGAUCCAGCUGCUCUCCUGAAGGAGCUCCCAGUGCUGAAAUCCAGGUACAAAUCCCUGUGUGCCCAGAUGGAAGAAAUUUCCCUGGAGCAGAAGGAAUCCAUGGAGAGCAUCCGUGCUGCCCUGGAGAAAACCAUGGAGAUCGUUCAGGCACUGCAGCAGCAAACCCAGCUGGAGAACUUACCUCUGUCAGCAGAAGAACAGACUGCAGCCCAGCAGUUAAACCUGAAAACUGGGAAAGAAAUGGAAUUUUCAGUGCAAGAGCCAUCCUCCCCACGAUCUGCAGACCCUGGCUCAGCUGAAGAAGCCCAGUUCACCCCACUGACUGAGGAAACAUUUAUGAGUGUGCCCAGGAGCAUCAGAAGCACUGUCAAGUUAGCAGACUUGAAUUGUUUUUACAAGGAGUUAUUUAACCAUUUCAUUGUACAGAACAACAGAGCAGCACUGAGUCUUUCACAGAUGAAAAAGAUGAAUAUGAAAGCCACUGACUCAAGAAUUCGAAUCCUGGAAGAACUGGGGAUUGUAGAACUCGACAAACAAAGAAAUGUUAAAUUGGCUGUGUGAAAGAAAACUCAUCUGCCACAGAAACAUCCUGGGUUAUUGAGGAACAAGAAUUGCUCUGGAAGAAGAGUUCCACUGUAGGGAAUUGUUAAUGUUUCUGUAUAAAUAUUCUGUUGAUAAUACUUGAAAUUGGAGAGUUCAAGAUCACUGGGGUUGGCACUUUACCUUGGCUGUUUAAAGGAUUAUGGUUGAUGCAUUUUUAAGGAGUGUUGUGAGUCAUGUGGUGCUUCCACUUUCUUGCUGCAUUCCUGAGGGGGUUUUAAAGGCAAAUAAUCCAAGCCUCUUCAUUGUCCUUGCAUUGCUGAAUAAAGAUUUAUUAUACUUUUGUUUGAGUGAC